AUGGAAGGGCCCGAAGGGGCAUCAAACCACCCCACAGACUCCAGGGAGUACACAGAUGUGCCACAAACAGAACACGAAACAUUAUUUACGAAAAGAGCCAGAGACAAGAUAAAUAAAGAGAGGAAAAACUUGUCCCUCGACACCAAUGCUCGCAGGCCCUCAGGAUCCUCAACCAGCCCUAGAAGCCCUAUCACCCUAAAAAUAAAAAGAGGUAUACAUCACCCAUACAAACAUGUGAGUACCCCAAAGCCGAAAGAGCAUUAUAAAUCGUCAAGUAAAGACAGACACGAUUCUCGAGAGAGAUCUCAAAAAUCCCACGAGAAAACACAAAAAUCGUCGAAAAGUCAUAGCUACAGUAGAGAUAGAGGGGAUGUGGAACGCAAUAGGGCCGAUUUGCACCCUCCCUCAACAGAUGACAACAAAAUAACCCCUAAAAACACAGUAGAACUUUUCGCCGAAAAAAUGGACGAAAGCAAUGAUUUUUACACCCCACCUCAAGAAGCCGCACAGGACCCAUCAUAUUCAUCUGGAUUGACACCAGGUUACUCCCCGGACAGUGAUCCUACCGCCCGGUAUCAAAGUGCGGAAAACUCGCCGCUUAACGCCAGUGUCAUUAACACGUUUGACAGUGCCUAUGGUCUCGCGACAAUUAACACGGGAAUUUCGGACACGACAGUGAACAGCGCGAAAACGGACGCCAUCACGGACCCAACCCUUCAAAGUGCCGACCUAACCCUAAAAAAUAUCGACAACGUGCUAAAAAACAUGUCGGAAAAUCCGCUAAAACAAAGUGAAGUGCCGGCUCCGGUCAAACCCGUUGAUAAGUUCGUGUCACAAUACGAAACCCUUGCAUUACCGAGCAAAGUCACGGCUAAAGUGCUAAAUUUCGGCGGAGAAUCUCAACCCCCUACCUCAAGUGAAGAUGAGAGAGCGAAACAGCCAAAACAAGUGCUUUUUACCGCUAUAAAAAAAGUAGUAACACCCCCUACUGCUAAACCUCUUCUUACAAAAAGAAAACAAACUUCACCAGCCCAAGAAAAAAACGACACAGAAGGGGGAGACGAAACCGAUCCAGUAGACACAGACGGUUUUGAAAAGCCAAAAAAAUACAAGAAGUUCAAGACAAACUUUGUCAAAUUACUUGAACAAAAAGCGGCAGCCUCAAUUCAAACCAGCAAUAAGCAAAGCUACCCCCAAUCUCCCGAUCAAAGGCAAAUCGGGCACGGACGCACAGAAAACCACGCAACCCUUACAAAAGAUUUAAAGGCCAUAAUACAAGGGAAAUAUACAGUAAAAUAUACUAAUGCCACGACUGUAAUAUUCACAGAAACCCUGGAGGAUUACGAGGCACUAUUAGGCAGCAUCAAGCAGGCACAAAUCUCCCACCACACCUACACCAAUAAGACAGACAAAACCCAUGCCUUCGUCCUGAGAGGCCUGGCCGACGGGACAGAAAUAGAGGCUAUAGAAGAAGAUCUCAUAGCUUCUUAUGAAAUCAAACCAAAAGAAAUAUUUAAAAUGACGACCAAGUACCGACCACUAUUUUUAGUAGUGACUGACCCGGCCAUAACACUCGACUACCUCAACAAAAACGUAAGGGUAGUCGAGAACACUCGUAUAAUUUGGGAACUACGAAAAUCUCAAAGAAGCAUCAUUCAAUGCCAUAGAUGCCAGGCAUGGGGGCAUGCCACCUCGAACUGUGGUAGGCCGCCGAAAUGCCUCAAGUGCGCCGGAGACCACCUCACCCGCACAUGUAUAAAGACGAGGGAAACCCCAGCGACAUGUGCGAAUUGUCUGGGGGACCACCCUGCCAACUUCACACAGUGUAAAGCGUACACGGAACGAGCUAGCAGACUAGAAGAGAGGAGGCUCACCCAAGCCCCUACCCGUAAAUACAUCCCUGCACCCCUUCCUACAUCCAAUGUCUGGAAUAAGGCAAAUACUAACCCGAAAAAAGAAGAUUUCCCUGCUUUACCCACCACAAGUAGGCAAAGCACACAAAAAACCCAACCACAGCAAACCAGAAGACAGUCACAAACCCCUAACCAAUCAGAGGGCACAAUGGACGAUAUAUUCACCCUAAACCAGGAAUUAAAGGAACUAAAUAGUAUGGUAAACAUAGCAGAACUCACUCGUGCUGUCAGAGAGCUAAAUGCCCAACUCCGUAAGUGUAAUAACGACCCAGCCCAAUACUUAAUGACUUUUAAUAACUUCAUGACAAAUUUAGAUAAAUUCAACAUUAGGAACUAA
This is a messenger RNA of Psylliodes chrysocephalus, 2250 nucleotides long. Lineage: Eukaryota; Metazoa; Arthropoda; Insecta; Coleoptera; Chrysomelidae. The record is from the annotation of a GenBank genome assembly.